Molecule: messenger RNA, 1720 nt
Organism: Prosopis cineraria
Lineage: Eukaryota; Viridiplantae; Streptophyta; Magnoliopsida; Fabales; Fabaceae
Exons: 8
Coding region: 83-1561 (492 amino acids)
Source: RefSeq, a predicted model, not a curated record
UGCUCGAGCGGUCUCGGCAUAUAUGUAUUAUGUCCAGUCGACCACCUGUUGACCUGACUAUCUCUUCUUGCCUCUAAAAAUCAUGGUCACUUCUUGCCAUUUUUCCUCUUCCCUUGCUUUUCAACCCCUCAAGACCCCUAAAUCGCCCAUUGACUUCUCAUUCGCACGGUUCAGAAAUCUGACCUGUACUUCCGCACUCGAUGCCCCGAAACCGAAGCCUAAAUUCGCCCCGGAUAGGCACAAGGCUAGCACUAAAAGCCGCAGAAAAUCUUCUUACGGCAUGUCGAGAAGGUCACUUCUCAAGAAAACAUUCAAUCAAGAGCAAGUGAACUUCACUGCUCCCAUUUCGGAUGACCCAGUUGUUGGCAUUAUCGGAGGUGGCGUGUCGGGAAUAAUUUGCGCCAUGUAUUUGGAGAAGCGUGGUGUACGGUCCACUGUAUUCGACACGGGUAUUCAUGGUGUGGGAGGAAGAAUGGGAACCCGAGUUAUUGAUCCGCAGCCUUUGAUAUUUGACCACGCAGCCCAAUUCUUUACGGUGAAUGAUUCACGGUUUAGUGAGCUGCUUGAUGGUUGGUUGGACAAGGGUCUGGUCCAAGAGUGGCAGGGUACAAUCGGAGAACUUCAUAAUGGUGGUCAUUUUGUUCCAUUUCCACCAUCUCCUUCAAGAUAUGCAGGCACAAAUGGAAUGCGGCCACUCGCUCAUUCAUUACUGUUCGAGACUCACAUGGUUAGUGUGGUGAGACCAUGCUGGAUCAGUAAACUCGAGCCAUUCAAUGGGAUGUGGCACUUGAGUGAGAAUGGGAAACCUUGUGGGAAGUUUGAUGCUAUUGUUAUUGCACACAAUGGAAAAUGUGCAAAUCGCUUGCUUAUGUCAUCAGGGCUACCACUAGUCGCUGAGCAAAUGAAGAGGUUAGAGUUGAGUUCAAUAUGGGCCCUUUUAGCAGCAUUUGAUGAUCCACUUCAUCUCCCGGGCAGCACAGCUGCAAUACCUUUCGAAGGAGCUUUUGUGAAAGGAGUUGAUUGUCUUUCACGGAUGGCCAAUAAUACCAAAAAACUGCUGAAGUCCCAAAGUGGUGGUCCUCACUGUUGGACCUUUUUGAGUACUGGCGCUUAUGGAAAGCAAAAUAAGGUUCCGCAGGAAAAUAUCCCUACUGCAACUGCAACGAAGGUAAAGGCAGGCAUGCUAGAGGGUGUUGAGGCUGCUCUUGGAUUAUCAAAAGGAUCGCUUCAAAAACCAUUCUAUGCCAGGCUCCAAUUAUGGGGUGCAGCUCUACCAACAAAUACACCUGGCAUUCCCUGUAUCUUUGAUCCUUAUGGAAGGGCCGGUAUAUGUGGUGAUUGGCUGCUAGGUUCAAGUAUAGAGGCAGCAGUGCUAAGUGGAAUGGCUCUCGGCAACCAUAUUGCAGACUAUUUCCAACAUGGAGUUAAUCAUCCUUCAGAUUUUGCUGUUGGUUUGGAGCAAGAAUUUCAACCGCUCACAAGUCAUGAUAUUGGACAAUUUCCAGGCUUAGAACCACGAGAAAAAAUGAACGAGAUUGAGAUACCUCGGCCUGUAGAAUAGACCUUCCUCCGAUUACUAGGUACUAAACUGUGGUUACUCAUUUACUCCAUAUCGACUGGCUAGGAAACAAAGAAUCUGAAUUUGCUGGAAUCAAAAUUGCAACUAGAAACAUUCUUUCAUUAGCAAAUAAACGAACUAUAAUCCUUUCCAUUCUACAAA